This is a messenger RNA of Triticum aestivum (bread wheat), 1785 nucleotides long. RefSeq names its product histone deacetylase 2-like. Gene Ontology annotation, cellular component: nucleus. Gene Ontology annotation, biological process: epigenetic regulation of gene expression. NCBI's taxonomy places the organism in Eukaryota, Viridiplantae, Streptophyta, Magnoliopsida, Poales, Poaceae. Gene Ontology annotation, molecular function: histone deacetylase activity. Bases 63 to 1484 code for a protein of 473 amino acids. The record is from RefSeq and is a predicted model, not a curated record. The transcript is spliced from 2 exons.
UCGUUCGUCACGAUUGUAGAAUCACGAUCUCUCUCUCGAAUCAAGAUUCAAGAAUCACAGCCAUGGAUAUGGGUGCCAACUCGCUGCCGUCGCCGUCGUGCCCCGACGGCAGGAAGCGGCGCGUGUGCUACUACUACGACCCGGGCAUCUCCAACGUCGACUACGGCGAGGGACACUCCAUGGUGCCCCGCCGCGUCGCCAUGACCCACGGCCUCGUCGCCUCCUACGGCCUCCUCAACCACAUGACUCGCCUCCGCACCAGGCCGGCCAGCCCGGAGGAGCUCCUCGCGUUCCACGACCAGAAAUACGUCGACCUCCUCGGUAGGCUCACCCCCGCCGGGUACAUCAGCGACGCCGACCUCCGGCGGACAGCCGAGGAGCAUGGCAUCGGUCCCGUGCGCCGCUGGGACGGCACCUACACGAACGACAAUCCCGCCAUCGAAGGCCUCAUGGGGUACUGCCUGAGCUACGCCGGCGGGUCGCUGGCCGCGGCGCGCGCGCUCUGCAGGGGCGACCACGACGUCGCCAUCAACUGGUCCGGCGGCAUGCACCACGCGUGCCGGGGCCACGCCAACGGCUUCUGCUACGUCAACGACAUCGUGCUGGCCAUCAAGCAGCUCCUCGGCCGCUUCCCGCGCGUGCUGUACGUGGACAUCGACGCGCACCACGGGGACGGCGUGGAGAAGGCCUUCGUGGACUCCAACCAGGUGAUGACGCUGUCCUUCCACCAGUACGAAAGCCAGUUCUUCCCCGGCACCGGGAGCAUCGACGACGUUGGCGAGGGGGCCGGCAGGUACCACGCCCUCAACGUGCCGCUCAAGAAGGGCAUGGACGACCAGGGGUACCAUGAGCUGUUUAAGCCGAUCGUCGGCAAGGCCAUGCAGGUGUUCCAGCCGGACGCCGUGGUGCUGCAGUGCGGCGCCGACUCGCUCUCCGGCGACCGGCUCGCUGGCCUCGAGCUGUCGGUGGGCGGCCACGCGGAGUGCGUCAAGUACCUGCGGGGAUUCAACGCGCCGCUGCUCCUCCUCGGCGGCGGCGGCUACACCAUUAACCACGUCGCCUCCUGCUGGUGCUACGAGACGGCGGUCGCCGUGGGCAAGGAAGACGAGAUCGCCGACGAGAUACCACACCAUCCGUACGAUCACUACUACAGGAGCCAGGGUUACAAGCUCCAGUGCCGCACGGAGGCGCCCGGCAGCCGCAGCAGCGGGGAGAAUAAGGACGCGGCCGCCAUUAGGGUGAAAGCCCUGGAGCACCUCUCGGCGAUCAACUGCGCGCCGAGCAUACAGUUCCACGAGCCAUGCGCCGCGGCGGCCCAAGGCAUGGACGUCGACGACCUCUGCCACGACGACGACGAGGACGAUGAUGAAGAAGAAGAAGACCCCAUGGAGAGGCUGCACCGGCUGUGCGACAACGCGGACCUCGCCGGGUUUUUCGUGGAAUUGGGGCGGAAGCACAGUCUAUCGUCCUCUGCCAUGGGUUGACCCUGCGCUGCCCUCCACGCCAUGCAUGUGGAGGUUUUGACUCAUGUCAUUGUUCACUUCAUUCACAGGAACCGGCGAGCAUUUUGGUAGACACAUAAUAUAGUACUCCUAUCUCUUCCAGAGAUCCAAUUUGUGCCAUUUGCAUGCUCCUACCUCUCUAUCUGUCUUGUUCGAGCUCUACUGUCUGUUUUUGGUCUUUUGUUCUUUGGUUUUUCUCUUUGUAUUAGAGGGCUUGCUGGUACUGUAGUAUUUUGUUGACCAAAUGUAUAAAUCUAAGUUUGGCACAAAAUGAAGAAAUAUU